UGAAUUUAGGAAAUCUACAGACACAAAUAGACAGUGACUUAAAACUGGUAAAUGUGCAGCUAGUUUCAAUGACUUUGUAUACUGCAGUGUAGCUUGUGAAUUUACUCCAGGUGUAAUUUAAGUCUUGUGUAAGUGUUGAUUGUAUGUCAAAUCAUUAAUCCAAAUAUGCAAAGUAACUAAAGGAAUUCAAUUAAUGUAGUGGACUAAAAGUACACAAUUCACCUUUGAAUUGUUGUGGGGUACAAAGUAACAUAAAAUGGAAAUACUCAAGUUAAGUACAAGUAUCUAACCAUUUUUACUUAAGUCCAGUACUUGAGUAAAUGUACUUAGUUGCUUUCCACCUCUGGAAGGAAGAAAUGUAAUGGAAGCAAAACAGCUCAAACUCUCAAAAUGGAGUCUGUUUGCCUGUAUAGUGCCUUGGCCUAGCUGUGAAAAAGGAAGUUAUAAUAAGAAAGGAAAUGGCAUGACUGCAGAUCUAUACUGUAGCAGACGCUAGAAAGCAUAAUCUCUGCAACCACACAGUCACAGGACCACAGCAGCAUGAACACACACACACACCCAUGUCAGUGAAACUACUGGAGGCGCAUAAGAUACACAGGAAGCAAAUCAGCGAUUAAACAAAGGAAACUCGCUUACGAAAAUAUCAUGCACCAACCUUACAAAGAAGAGUAGCAUUUCAAAAGGAUCUAUUUCUUUCUAUAAUCUGGUGCUGGAAGAAUAACUUUUGAGCAGGGGGUGGAGAUGGAGAAGUCGGAGAUGUUUGGCAUCUCUUUGGAGACAGACAACAGGACGAUGGAGGAGAAAGCGCGGCACAGAGCGGCGCAUAAGGGCGGUUUCAGCAAUGAGCCGCCCAAGGCUCCAAUGGACACUGAUUACCAGGAAGAGAUGGAGAUCCCCAAGCCUAAAAUCAGAAUGAAUGCCAACUUUGACAAAGAGAUUCAAGGAUUGGAUCCCAGUGGACGCACAGACAACAGGUUUGGUAUUGACAGGCUGUUUGAAGCGGUGGCCAGCAGGGACGUCCAAAAGCUGGACGGCCUGCAUCAGUACCUGCAUCAGAACAGGAUGAAACUGUCCAACUCUCUGUAUCAGUCUCACGGUAAAACGGCCCUCAUGAAGGCUCUGCUGCACCUCAUGGAUGGCAAAAACGAGACGGUGGAGCUUUUGAUCGACAUUUCAGAGAAGAUGAAAGACAUUAAUGAGUUUGUAAAUGCGGCCUACACUAACAUCUACUACGAAGGUCAGACAGCUCUUCAUAUAGCCAUUGAGAGGAGGAGUCUCUCCUAUGUGGAGCUGCUGCUCAGUAAAGGAGCAGACAUCCACGCCAAAGCCUGCGGAACUUUCUUCCAGCCACACGAUGGCCCCAACUUCUACUUUGGUGAGCUGCCUCUGUCUCUGGCAGCCUGCACCAACCAGCCCGACGUGGUGGACUUCCUCAUGAAGAGCGAGUACCAACGCGCUAAUGCUGAGCUAACUGACUCUCAUGGAAACACUGUGCUGCACGCCCUGGUGGUGGUGGCUGACAACUCUACCGAUAACACAGAGUUUGUUACCAAAAUGUAUGACCGCAUCCUCAAGACCAAUGCCGAACUUCACCCCAAGUCGAAACUGGAGGACAUCGAGAACAACAAUGGGCUGACGCCUCUCAAAAUGGCUGCCAAGACUGGCAAGAUUGGGAUUUUUUCACACAUCCUAAAACGGGAAUUCCAAGAGAAUAAAGCCAAACAUCUGUCCCGUAAGUUCACAGAGUGGGUUUACGGGCCCGUCCAGAGCUCCUUGUACGACCUGGCCUCGGUGGACUCGUACCAGGAGAACUCAGUCUUGGAUAUUCUGGUGUACGGCAGUGACAUUCCUAACCGCCACGAGAUGCUCCAGAUGGAGCCUCUGAGCCAUCUGCUGGACGAGAAGUGGAAGAAGUUUGCUGGUCGAAUGUUUUUCCUCAACCUCCUGGUCUACAUCCUGUACCUGAUCAACUUCACCCUUGUGGCCUACAACAAGAAAUUUGGGCUGCCGCCAUUUCACAUCGAACACACCACUCUGGGUUACCUGUAUGUUUCAGGCCAGCUAGUGACAGCGCUGGCAAACUGCUAUUUCUUUGUCAUAGGGGUCAUGGACAUGUAUAGGAAACGGCCGAAGCUGCAGACGUUGCUGAUUGAUGGAUAUUAUGAGAUUCUUUUUUUUUUUCAGGGCCUCCUGUUCCUGUUCACAGCCGGGCUGUAUCUGUUGGGGAUGGAGCAGUACCUCAGCGUAAUGGUGGUGUGUCUCGCUCUCAGCUGGGUCAACAUCCUCUACUUCUCCAGAGGCGACAGACACAUGGGCAUCUACAGCAUCAUGAUACAGAAGAUAAUCCUCUGUGAUAUGCUGCGCUUCCUCCUUGUCUACAUUGUCUUCCUCUUUGGAUUUUCAGCAGCGGUGGUCAGUCUGCUCAUAGAGCCUGCGCAAAACACCACUGUGGUUGAGACGCCGGAAAAGGGGCGUUUGUAUAUUGCAGUUGCUCCUGAUGAUUGUGUAAAGCCCUCCUUCAAGAGCAUCACCUUCACCAUCCUGCAGCUCUUCAAGUUCACAAUCGGCAUGGGGGACAUGGAAUUCAUCCAGGACCACAAGAGCAGUGAGGUCUUCUAUGUGCUCCUUAUCGGGUACAUCAUACUCACCUACAUCCUGUUGCUCAACAUGCUCAUCGCCCUCAUGAACUGCACCGUGGAGAAGACCACCAAGGAGAGCACAAGCAUCUGGAAGCUACAGAGGGCCAUCACCAUCCUGGACAUGGAGAAAAGGCUGUCUAGCUGUCUGAGGAAGAGGUUUCGCUGUGGGGUGGAGAAGAACCUCAGGACUACUCUUGGAGACGACCGUCGCCGGUGUUUCAGAGUGGAGGAAGUCAACUGGAACAAAUGGAACAGCAACCUGGGCAAAAUCAAUGAGGAUCCGGGGUGCUGGGAUCGCGCCCAGCAGCCUGCAGCACACAGAGGGAGGAGCUGGAGAGGCUUUUUCACAGAGGGCAGUCGGCAGCAGGCAUAUCAGUCCUCAGAGAUGAAUCUUCUGAACCCCCCAUCAGUCUAAAGACACACCAGAGAGCUUCACACUGGCUGCCCGGACAUCAAGGCAUUUACAUUUAAAGACAGCAAAGAAAUGUAACUGUCAAAUGUGUGAAUUGCCUCUCUGACUGACUGAUACUCCCCUGUCAGCCUGAUAUUAAAUGUAGCCUUGGUGGCAUUAUUUCACUGAGAUGGAGAUAUUGUAGAUAUGUGUUCACCUGACUGACACAACAGUGUAAAAUAGGACAAAUGAUCAAAGAUGCCUAAUUGCCAAAUCAUACAUUUGCCGUACAUUUAAUCCAAAGGCUUUUGCACACGCUGUUUCCACCACCACCUGAGCAGGAUGCACAUCCUCUCAGCACAAAGGCCAGAACCUGCCUGUGACACAGCUCCCAAUCCUUCAUGGAGUAAUACUGAUUACGAAAGGUGCUGAUCUCGCCCCCCCCCCUGCAGUGUGCCCUUUAUACAAGUCCCAUUUUCAUCACAGCUAGACAAGCUAAAUCUACUGCAGCCAGAUAGUCCUGUGGAUUUCACAGCGUGCCUAGUCUACUCUACUUCCUGUUUCUAUUUGGAGAGAAACCUUUUCUCUCCAGACAGCAGUUUGAGACAGUAAUCCAUGCCUUUGUCACCACCCGGCUGGACUACUGUAACUCUCUCUACAUGGGGGUCAGUGGGUCCUCCCUCGCACGACUGCAGCGGGUGCAAAAUGCUGCAGCAAGGCUCUUAACUGGCACACGGAAGUAUGACCACAUUUCCCCUGUUUUAGCUUCUCUCCACUGGCUGCCAAUUUAUUUUAGGAUCCAUUUUAAAAUGAUUUUAUUUACUUUUAAAUCCCUAAAUGGCAUGACCCCACCAUACCUUGCUGAGCUGCUACAGCAUUACACGCCGAACCGCCCUCUCAGGUCAGCGGACCAACUGCUCCUGAAUGUGCCUAAAACCAGGUCAAAGCUCAGAGGGGAUCGUUGCUUCUCUGUAGCGGCUCCCAAACUGUGGAACGCUCUGCCCCUGGAGAUCAGACAGGCCUCCACACUGCCUGCUUUUAAAUCGCUUCUUAAAACCCACCUCUUCUCUUUAGCGUUUUAAUAUUUGGCGUUUCAACAUCUUUCAGAGUGUUGCUUUUUUGCAUUUAAAUUGUUUUUUGUUUUUACUUGUACUUGUUUUAUGGUGUGUGAGCUGUGUUACUUUUUUGUAUGCUUUGUUUUAUCUAUUUGCCUGUACAGCACUUUGGUCUGGAGGUUUAAAGUGCUUUAUAAAUAAAGUUGUAUUGUAUUGUAUUUGUCAGAGGCAGGAAAGCAGAGCAAUUGGUGCAACAGUCGUCAUCUUUGGCACUAGCGGCCUCAGUUACAAAUGAAAGGUGGUUUAGGCGGCCUUUUCAGUUGGCACACAUCUGUAAGAAACCUAUAUGAGACGACUAAGAAACCACAACCUGUCCAAAGUGUUUUAAACUGCGUUUGUUUCGAGCUAAAGUAAGCAUACAACUUGAUCAAAGAAAAAUGUAUUAUAAUGUAUGAGUUGUGUGAGAGUUUGUAAAUGGAUGUUUUUAGUUAGUUUUGCAGUUGUUUUGGACCCCCAUUUACUUACAUUAGUCAACACAUUCCUCGGUUACUUCUCCGUUAUUUCUUCAUACACUCAAGGAGGCACAGGGUAAUAAAUGUAUAUAAAUAUGA
Messenger RNA from Gymnodraco acuticeps, 4696 nucleotides. It is a transcript of the gene trpv1, whose product is annotated as transient receptor potential cation channel, subfamily V, member 1. The record is from RefSeq and is a predicted model, not a curated record. NCBI's taxonomy places the organism in Eukaryota, Metazoa, Chordata, Actinopteri, Perciformes, Bathydraconidae. Gene Ontology annotation, cellular component: membrane. The transcript has 17 exons. Gene Ontology annotation, molecular function: calcium channel activity; protein binding. The coding region runs from base 742 to 3054 and encodes 770 amino acids. Gene Ontology annotation, biological process: calcium ion import across plasma membrane.